AUGCAGCUCUACAGCACCGUCGUCACCCACUACCCGGCAGCGAGCGCCUCGGCGGCCGGCGGCGGGGCCUCGGCGAGCGGCGUCUACAAGGCCUCCCCGGAGCCUGCGGGCCCGAGCCCGGUGGGAGCCGAGAGCGGCGCGGCUGGAGGAGGAGGAGGCGGAGGAGGAACGCCGGCCGCCGCCAUGCCCGCCUUCUCCUGCCUGGACCUGCUGCCUCCGACGGGCCCGGCGCAGAGGAAGCCGCCGCCAUGCUACGGCCCCGCCGCUCCCGUGGGCCGCCGCCGGCCCCUGGAGAGGGCCGUGCCCGUCCGCCUGGGGCAGCGCUCGGAGGCCGGCGAGCUGGGCCGCCCGUGGGGGCUGCUGGAGGGCCCCGCGGAGGAGCCCGGCCACCGCGGCCUCCGCUUCGGCGAGCACCGCCAGGCCUUGCAGGCGGCCGGCGCCGCCUGCCCGGGCCUCUCCGCCGAGCCCCAGCCGCCGUCCGGGCCGGGGGAGCCGGGGGAGGAGGAGGGCGGCGGCGGCGCGGCGCGGCCGAGCGAGAAGCUGGCCCUGCACCUGGCGGAGGUGGAGAAGCAGGACAAGUACCUGCGCCGCAGGGGCCGCUUCCGCUUCCACAUCAUCCCCGACGGCAACUGCCUGUACCGCGCCGUCUGCCAGGCCGUCCACGGCGACCAGCGGCUGCACGGCGAGCUGCGCGAGCAGACGGUGCACUACAUCGCCGACCACCUGGACCUCUUCAGCCCGGUCCUCGAGGGCGACGUGGGCGAGUUCCUCGUCAACGCCGCGCAGGACGGCGCCUGGGCCGGCUACCCGGAGCUCCUGGCCAUGGGGCGCCUGCUGGACGUCAGCGUCCACCUCACCGCCGGCGGCCGGCCCGAGAGCCCCACCGUCGCCACCAUGGCCCACUACCUGGGGCCCGACGACCCGCGCCGCCGCGGCAUCUGGCUGAGCUGGCUCAGCAACGGGCACUACGACGCCGUGCUGGACCGCCAGGGCCCCAACCCCGAGUACGAGGAGUGGUGCCGGCAGGCGCAGGUGCAGCGCAGGAGGGACGAGGAGCUGGCCCGCGCCAUGGCCGUCUCCUUGUCCAAGAUGUACAUCGAGCAGAACGCCUGCUCCUGA
Molecule: messenger RNA, 1119 nt
Organism: Euleptes europaea (tarantolino)
Lineage: Eukaryota; Metazoa; Chordata; Lepidosauria; Squamata; Sphaerodactylidae
Gene: OTUD1
Product: OTU deubiquitinase 1
Exons: 1
Coding region: 1-1119 (372 amino acids)
Biological process (GO): protein deubiquitination
Molecular function (GO): cysteine-type deubiquitinase activity
Source: RefSeq, a predicted model, not a curated record